AUGCCUAAAUCUAUACAGCCCGUUCCACUUUCUCGUCCUCCUCAACUGUAUAGCCCUUCUCCGGUUCCUUUACCACCUGUUACAACUGCUUAUAACUCGCCUUUAGAACCCACUUACUCAACUGCGUCAAGAUCUUUUCAAGGACGCAAAGUUCCAACAUUUUUAGAAACUUCAAAUGCUGAUAAUGAUCUGCUUUUCCCACAGCCAAGCAUUACUACUCCAGCAAUACCAUCCUCCCCCGGUCAGGCUUUUCUAAGUCCUGGCCUUGUUUCUCCAAACACUCGUCGUCCUAACCUCGUAGUCGGCAAUUAUUCAAUGUUAGAAUUAUUAGUAGCUAUUUAUGAUGGGAUUAUUUAUUAUAUGCGAGUGUUCUAG
This is a messenger RNA of Racocetra fulgida, 375 nucleotides long. NCBI's taxonomy places the organism in Eukaryota, Fungi, Glomeromycota, Glomeromycetes, Diversisporales, Gigasporaceae. The record is from the annotation of a GenBank genome assembly.